AAAAGUUUCCAACAUUUGGCGCCUAAACCCUAUAUUCCCCAAUUUAUCUACGCUUUCCAGAUCCCCAUUCACUCCAUCCUUAAAUUUCCCCUUCAAAUUCCAAUCAUCGAAUCUAGAUUGCCGGAAAAUGGACAGCGACGACGAUUAUCAGACAUUUUCACCCCCAAAGGUGCAAUCUCCGCAACUCCAAUUGCGGAGGCUGAAGCGCUUGAAGAAAUCCGACGCCAAACCCCUAGAGGAUCCGUUGUUUGACCCGAAUGAGGAUCCGAUUUUGUUUGACCACGUAGAUUUCGCCAAGCUGGAAGCACUGGAGAAUGAUUCGGAGCCACAAGUUGCCAACGAGUCAAUUUCAACUGAAGAUGCAGAUUUAUCUCAGGAGUCACUGUCUCAAGGCGCCGGAAAGGAAGUCCAGGAUCCGAUUUUGUUUUCCCACGUCGAUUUCGCCAAGCUGGAAGCACUGGAGAAUGAUUCGGAGCCACAACUUGCCGACGAGUCAAUUUCAACUGAGGAGGCAAACUUAUCCCAGGAGUCACCGUCUCAAGGCGUUGGAAAUGGGCUAGGGAUUGGUGUGGAGGUGAAGAAAGCUAAGAGGGUUUUGGAGUUUGAUGAUGAUGUGGUUGGUGGAAGUCCGAUGAGAGAAGACGGUGAGAAUCUUGAGCUGGAAAAGAAGGAAAUCAUUGGAGAAGAGGGCCUGUUAGAGGAGAACGAAGGGAAAAAGAAAAAGAAGAGGAGAGAGAACAGCGAUGAAGGUGAUGAAUUGAAGAUCAAAUCGUGGGGUUCUAAGAAAGAGAGAGAUGUGUUGCCUAAAAAAAGCAAAAGGGCAGAAGAGAGAGAUGAGUUGCCCAAAAAAAACAAAAGGACAGAGGAGAAGGAGAGGAAAGAGUAUCUAAAGGAACUUCAUGCUGAAUCUCAGAGAUUGUUACGAGAAACCAGUGAUGCAUCGUUUAAACCUAUACCAGCGGUGCACAAGCCUAUAUCAUCAGUUCUAGAGAAAAUCCGGAAGAGAAAGCUUGAAAUUUCAAAAAAGUCUAUGAUUUCAAAUGACAGCAAUCAUGGUUUCGAGCGAAGCAUCAGGCCUAGAGACAAACUGAUGGACCUUGAUGUACCGAAUGAAGACAGAUCGGAAGAAAAUGCAACCAUACCAGUAGAAAAGAAGGCGAAUGAUUCACUUGAAGAACAGAGUAGUUUGACCGGUUCUAAUGUGGAUGAAGAUGAUGGUAAACCGACAAUACAUGAAAAUGCUCAAAAUGAAGUGCCUGCAAAUGAAGAGCCUACUCCUGCACCCCGAGCACCAGUGGAUGAUACUCAGGAUCUUUUUGAUGAUUCAGAACCACUGGGUACUACAAAUGUACAGAAUGAUGAGAAGCCAAAUAAUCUUUUGGAUGAAGAUUUUGCUCCAUCUUUACAGGCUAUGAACUUGAAGUUCGAUUCUGUCCCCAUGGAUGAUAGCUCUUCAGACGAAGAGGACAACGACAAAGAAAAUUCAGACCCUCAUCCUCGUGUAGUUGAUGACAACUCUUCUCCAAAUGGCGAUCCUGUAAAAAAUUUCAUUGAUGAGGAAGCUGAGGAAGAGGAUGAUAGUGACAAUGAUCUUAAUCGUUUCCCAGAGAAUGAAGGUGAUGAUAUUGAUGAUUUGGAGGAACUUAAUGCUAUGAUAGCCACUGAGUAUGAAGAAAGGCUCACUGAUAAAGAAAGGCGCAAUGAGCUCCAUCAGAAGUGGCUUGAGCAACAAGAUGCAGCAGGAACUGAUAAUCUCAUACAGAGAUUGAAAUGUGGCCCAGUAGUAAGAGAUACAUUGUUGUCAGACGACGAGCCUGAAACUGAUGAGGAUGAUGAAAAAGAUGAAGAAAUUGACGAUGAAGCUGAAGAAGGCUCUUUGCAAAAGGAAUCUGGCAGAGUAAAUAUUAAAAUGGCUAAGCAGAUAAUCCUAAAUUUGUAUCCUGAUAAAGAAGAUGCUUAUGUAUCUGAUGGUGAUGAAGAUGAUGACAUGCAGAGGAAGCGUGCACAGUGCCUCAUCAGAAAGGAAGAGAGAGCUACAAUAGCAUCACCAGCUGCUGAUGCAAGUUCCAGGGAAGUAUUUGGUCUUAUCAAGAAACUGAAUAUUUCCUCUGACAACAAGAGGAAACCAAAAGCUUUGUCCGUCUUUGAUUCGAUCCUUAAAGGGGGAAGUAGUGGUCUGUCUGCUAAGUCAUCUUUUGUUGGACGAGCAUCAAACCAUCAUAUUCCAUCAUCUCAUAAGCAAGGGUCAGCAACAGUUCGACCAUUCAUUUUCGGAAGGGAUGACAGCAAUAGCCGGAGUUCCAUAUCAGUAUCUGAGGACUCAUCGAAUGCAGAGGUACCUCAAGAAAUCCGACCAACCAGGAACAUAACUGCCAAAUACAGCAACUCACAGACCAAAGUUAGAUCUCAAACCACAGAUGGUGGUGUAGAAUCAAUAUCAACAAGCACUUCUCUGCUCGAGAUUUUGAAACGAUCUUCAUCAAAGCCUAAAGUCUGUAACUAUGAGACUCCAGUCGACUUCACAAAGAGUAUCUUUGGAUUUAAGGUUCCUAAAAAGACAACAAGAGUACAAGGAAGAGGCUAGCUCCUGUGGUGAGACUGAUUUUCUUCCUACGUGAUUAUAUUCAUUGAUCACAAAAUAGUUAUCGUAUGUGACCACUUCGUUUCUUGGAGUUAGAAGUAUACCAGUUUGAAGCAUUUGUUAAAUUUGUAAUUUAAUUUGUUAUAAACUAAAGGCCCAUUUUGGUCCUUAACAUAUUGCGAUUUUUUUAUUUUGGUCAUAAACAUUAUCUUUUGAAUUA
Messenger RNA from Salvia splendens (bonfire salvia), 2801 nucleotides. Its product is annotated as eukaryotic translation initiation factor 5B. The record is from RefSeq and is a predicted model, not a curated record. Bases 128 to 2584 code for a protein of 818 amino acids. NCBI's taxonomy places the organism in Eukaryota, Viridiplantae, Streptophyta, Magnoliopsida, Lamiales, Lamiaceae. The transcript has 11 exons.